AGAGAGAGAGAGAGAGAGAGGGGGGAGGGAGGACAGCGAGUGCGCGAACAGGCAGCAGCCAGGCGGGCACAUCAGCAACAGCGGCUGAGCAUCUUUCCCCCGAUCCUCGCCUCCUGACUCUGUUUCUAUCAUCAUUUAUUUUGGUGCCAAAUUUCUGCGUGGCGUGUGCGCCUCCGGUGGAGCCCCUCACAGCUCGGGGCUGAAGUGUCCAGAAGCAUCCGGCGACCGUUCACCUCCUGCCGCUCACUUUCCUCCGGAGCUCGGUUUAUUCUUAGCUCAGCUGCAAGAGACACAAACAGAGAGAGAGAGAGAGAGAGUGGGAGACUGUCCUUCCGGCACUCUCUCUUAUUUCUCCCAGUUUCUUGAAUAUUUCAUGGAAAAUGGCGAUCUGCGCGCAGUCGAUCGGCGUUUUCUGCCUCUUCGCCGUACAAACUGUACUUAUUAUAUGCGUCUCCACACCGACAGCCGGGACCCACCACUUCCCACAGCACUACACAAUGAUUCACUGGGCCGGACGCAUUGAGAAGGAGCUGGAAAAGGUUCUUCAGCACGUUACCGGAGCUCAGCAGAUGAGAUCGAUUUAUAAUGAGAAGAAGAGCCAGUUUGAAAUCAAGAGAAACAACCCCAAGGAUCUGGUGGAGCGAGUGGCGCGGGACAUCUCUAAGCUGCUAAACAGCAAGAGCAAAGCCUUAGAGAAACUGGUCCGAGAGGCUGAGCAGCUGCAGAAGGAGCAUGUGUGGAAAGACGGCGUGACGGAGAAUGCCAUUUCAUACUACGAUUCGAAAGCGGAUUCAGACUAUCAGACAGAGGACGGAGAGGAGGAAGCUCCGCUGGAGACCUCGUCCUCCCUGGAGCUGGAGUUUGUCGACGAUCCAAAUUUUAAAAACAAGGUCAACUACUCCUCCAGUGCCGUCCAGAUUCCCACAGAUAUAUACAAAGGCUCGCCUGUGAUCCUGAAUGAGCUCAACUGGACACAGGCUCUGGAGCGAGUCUUCAUCGAAAACCGGCGCGAGGACAGCUCUCUGCGCUGGCAGGUGUUCGGCAGCGCCACGGGCGUGACGCGGUACUACCCAGCCACUCCUUGGAGGGCGCCCAACAAGAUCGACCUUUACGACGUUCGCAGAAGGCCAUGGUAUAUCCAAGGUGCAUCGUCUCCAAAGGACAUGGUCAUCAUUGUAGAUGUGAGCGGCAGUGUCAGCGGACUCACUCUAAAGCUCAUGAAAACCUCCGUCAUAGCGAUGCUUGACACGCUAUCAGACGAUGACUAUGUCAAUGUGGCGAAGUUUAACGAAAAGGCAGAGGCUGUCGUCCCGUGCUUCAGGACUUUGGUCCAAGCCAAUGUUCGCAACAAGAAGAUCUUCAAGGACGCCGUCAAGCAUAUGCAGGCCAAAGGAACCACAGAUUACAAAUCAGGCUUCACGUUUGCCUUCGAGCAACUUCUCAAUGAGAGCAGUGCCCCGAGGGCCAACUGCAAUAAGAUGAUAAUGAUGUUUACAGAUGGCGGUGAAGAUCGUGCUCAGGAAAUCUUUGAGAAGUAUAACUGGCCCAACAAAACUGUUCGAGUUUUCACCUUCUCUGUUGGGCAGCAUAACUAUGAUGUCACCCCUUUGCAGUGGAUAGCAUGUGCUAAUAAAGGUUACUACUUUGAAAUACCAUCAAUUGGAGCCAUCAGAAUCAACACACAGGAAUACCUGGAUGUCCUGGGACGUCCCAUGGUGCUGGCUGGGCCUAAAGGUAAACAGGUGCAGUGGACCAAUGUCUACCAGGAUGCUCUGGGUUUGGGGCUUGUCAUCACAGGAACGAUGCCAGUUUUCAACCUCACUGCAGAUAGCGCUAGCUCUCAGAAUCAGCUCAUCCUUGGGGUUAUGGGAGUAGAUGUUGCAAUUAAUGAAAUCAAGAAGAAGACUCCAACAUACAGACUUGGGGCCAAUGGCUACACAUUUGCUACUGACCCAAACGGUUACGUGCUGCUGCAUCCUAACCUAAGACCCAAGAUCAUUAACUUCAGGGAGCCUGUCACUCUGGACUUUCUGGAUGCAGAACUAGAAGAUAACAACAAGGAGGAGAUCCGCCGACAGAUGAUUGAUGGCAAAUCGGGGCAAAGAAAAAUCAAGACGCUCAUUAAGUCAGUUGAUGAGAGAUACAUCGACGAAGCCAUGCGAACGUACACAUGGACGCCCGUAGAAGGUACAAACUACAGUUUAGGGUUGGUACUGCCCACAUAUAGUGAGAACCAUGUCAAGGCCAACCUAAGUGACCAGAUCCUUCAGGUGCAGUUCUCAUACAUCAAGGAUUUUGAAUCUCUGCUGCCAAACAGUUUUGAGUCUGAAGGACAUGUAUUCAUUGCUCCCAGGGAGUACUGCAAUGAUCUCGAACUUUCCAACAACAACACCGAGUUCCUGCUCAACUUCAUUGCCCUGAUGGAGAAGGUGACUCCAGACUCCAAGCAAUGUGACAGUUUGCUCCUUCACAAUCUGAUUCUUGACACUGGCAUCAUCCGGCAGCUGGUCGAUAAAGUGUGGAAGAAUAAAGACUUAAAUACAUAUGGCUUCCUGGCUGUGUUUGCUGCAACAGAUGGAGGCAUAACAAGAGUCUUUCCAAACAAAGCUGCAGAAACCUGGGAGGAAGACCCAGAGCCGUUUAAUGCCAGCUACUACCGCCGUAGCCUUGACAACAAGGGUUACAUCUUCACAGCACCGUAUCGAUCAGCUGGGGCCGAUCUGUUGAACCCAGAAAACGACACAGUGGGAAUUUUGGUCAGCACGGCUCUGGAUAUCACAAUAGGCGGGAAGACGGUCAAACCUGCAGUUCUUGGAGUAAAGUUAGACCUGGAAGCAUGGACCGAUAAAUUCAAGAUUCUUGCCAGCAACCAUACGGACAGCCGUCAAGGCUCAAAUACGUGUGGACCAAACAGAGGUUGUGAGAUGGACUGUGAAGCUAAUAGUGAUGAUCUCCUGUGCUAUUUAAUUGAUGACGGCGGUUUCCUAAUCAUGUCAAAUCAGAAGGAUGACUGGAGCGAGGUGGGCAAAUUUCUUGGUGUCGUUGACCCAAACUUGAUGUACGCUCUGUACAACAAUUCCUUCUACAAGCGCAAGCAGUCGUUUGAUUAUCAGUCUGUGUGUGAACUAUUACAAAACAGUGAUACUGGAGCAGCAAGGCGAGGAGUGUUUGUGCCUACGAUUGCAGACUUUGUUAACCUGGCAUGGUGGACGUCAGCUGCUGCAUGGUCCUUGUUCCAACAGCUUUUAUACGGUUUGGCUUAUCACAGCUGGUUUGUCACAGAUGAGGUGGAAGCGGAAGUAAUAGAGUCAAAAGAGAGGAGCUGCGUGAUGAUCCAAACCCAGUACUACUUCAGUAACCUCAGCAACUCCUACAACAUCCUCCAAGACUGCGGAAACUGUUCCAGGCUGAUUCAUGCCAAAAGGAUUAACAACACCAACUUGCUGUUUGUGGUAGCAGAAAAGCUGCCAUGCAGCUCCUGCGAGAUAGAAGAUCUUUCCCAGGACAAGGAGGAGUUCAAGGAGGAAAAUCCGUGUGAAGAAAUGACGACCGCACGGUAUCGAAAAGGACCUUCCACCUGUUUCGACAGCAACGCAGCUGAGAACACGUCAGACUGUGGAAGAGGUCACUCCUUCCGUCCGCCUCUCUACACCCUCCUGCUCAUUCAGCUGAUGCUGCUUUAUUCAGCUCUCAGCCCCCAUCAUCACUCUCUGUUACAUUAACUUCAUUCUCCUCAUCCUCGCUCCCUUCCCUUAAAAAAACCCUCCAUCCCUCCCGACUCUUCGCCUCCAUACCCGCGCCCUCAUGUUGUUUUACUCAUAGUUACUUGCGGGACCUCCUGUCGCGGUCAGUUGGAAGCCCAGAGUGCGGCGCCGUCCAGCUCGGACGCUGGACGUUUGUGUCCUCAGCCCGACCAGCCUACAUCUCCAAGCCAAGCUGUCGGUGCAGGACCGUCAAAGCACCCCAGAAAAGAGAAAACAACCCCCUUGUUCUCCAAAUACCACCUUCAUCUAGAUAAGAGAGAGAUCCUGAUACAGACUGGAGAUUUGGGGCUGACUGUCCGCCCUCCUCCUCCGAUGACCGGACUUCUUCUUCUCCUUCAUCUCAGAGUCUCACCAUCUGCCUCUCGUAAGGCUGUGGAUCCUCCAGCCAGCUAUUCCACCACAGACGAUAAUAAGAAAAAAGAAAAAAAAAAACUAAACAAGUAUUCAAAAUGUCAAGUAUUACCUG
Molecule: messenger RNA, 4230 nt
Organism: Xiphophorus maculatus (southern platyfish)
Lineage: Eukaryota; Metazoa; Chordata; Actinopteri; Cyprinodontiformes; Poeciliidae
Gene: cacna2d2a
Product: voltage-dependent calcium channel subunit alpha-2/delta-2
Exons: 39
Coding region: 381-3722 (1113 amino acids)
Cellular component (GO): voltage-gated calcium channel complex
Molecular function (GO): voltage-gated calcium channel activity
Source: RefSeq, a predicted model, not a curated record